AUGGACCGCGUCAACGACAUCCUCAGCGACCUUGAACUGAAAUCGCGCGCCCACCCCAAACCAACCCCCUACACCCGCCUCAACAUGUUCUGUCCCCGCUUCGACGUCCGCGAAACCGCUUCCGCCUACGAACUCCACGGCGAGCUGCCGGGCAUCGUGAUGCGUGAUAUCAAUAUCGAGUUCACCGAGGACCAAACGAUCACGAUCCGCGGGAAGAUCGAGCGGUUAUAUGAGAAGGACGAACGGAGAUUGCAUAUCCCUGGUAUUGAUAAAGGUGUGGAGCUUCCUAAGGACGGUGAGGAGGAGGUGAAGGAGGUGAAGACGAGAGAGGAAGUAUCGGCCGAUACGGCGAGGGCGAUUGCGGAGGGUGGGAAGUACUGGUAUCAUGAGCGUCAAGUCGGGGUGUUUGAUCGCAGUUUUAGUUUCCCGAUUAAAGUGCUGAAGGAGGAUGUCGAGGCGGAGAUGCAUAAUGGGGUGCUCAGUGUUAUCGUGCCGAAGUGGAGGAAGCCGGCGGGGAGGAAGAUUAGGGUUAGGGCGGUGGAGAGGAGUAGAGAGCAUAGCCGUGAACGAGGUCUAGCAAGAGGGUUUAGCAGGGAGCAGAGUCGCGAACGGCUUUCACGGGGGGUAAGUAGGGAGCAGAGUCCGGUGAAGGAGAGGAAUCAUAGUUGGGAGCCGGCUGAGAGGAGGGAAGUUAGUCGUGAACGUCUAUCCCAAGGAGUAAGUAGAGACAGGACACCCGAACGAGGCGUGGAGAAUACCGACGACCGGAAAACCCCCACCAAACUCGAAAAAAGAGUUAGUUUCUCGGACGGAAUGCAUAUGCGAGUCGCGCCACCUGCUCCGGAGGUUCACACGGCGUCGGAUGAUACAGAUUAUGAGGUUCAGAGGGUUCCGUCGGUUUUGAAGGCUGGUGGGAUGGGGUUGAGUCGACGGAAGCCGGUGAGACCUAGUGAGAAAUUGGAGAGGGAGGGGUCGAGGUUGAGUGGGUUUUUUAGGGGGGGUGUGAGGGAUGGGUGA
Messenger RNA from Glarea lozoyensis ATCC 20868, 1017 nucleotides. RefSeq names its product HSP20-like chaperone. The record is from RefSeq and is a predicted model, not a curated record. NCBI's taxonomy places the organism in Eukaryota, Fungi, Ascomycota, Leotiomycetes, Helotiales, Helotiaceae. Gene Ontology annotation, biological process: response to salt stress; protein complex oligomerization; response to hydrogen peroxide. The transcript has a single exon. Bases 1 to 1017 code for a protein of 338 amino acids.